Molecule: messenger RNA, 201 nt
Organism: Prunus armeniaca (apricot)
Lineage: Eukaryota; Viridiplantae; Streptophyta; Magnoliopsida; Rosales; Rosaceae
Source: the annotation of a GenBank genome assembly
AUGCCGUUUGGGGUGGGGAGGAGAAUUUGUCCUGGCUCUGGUUUGGCAGUGCUUCAUCUGGAGUAUUUCGUGGCCAAUUUGGUCUGGAAAUUUGAGUGGAGAGCUGUGGAGGGAGAUGAUGUUGACCUGUCGGAGAAGCAAGAGUUCACUGUGGUCAUGAAGAAUCCAUUGCAGGCCCAUUUAUCCCCAAGAGUGAAAUAA